GACGAGCCGCGCCACAGCUAACUGCUCAGUGUGAUCCAGUUCUUGUCAUUAACAGCAGUGAAGACUGUGAGUGCUCCUUGGAUUCCUUUAUUUGGCCUGGUCAUGAAUGACCACACACAUUUGACCUUACAUGUCACUUUAUUACCCAAAGGAGAAGCUCUUGGAAGGAUUUAAAGUUUCAAGUGAGGUUUAUUUAUUUUUUUUUUUUUUGUAUUUUGGGACCCAAAAGAGGAUAGAUGACACAAUGGCUCACGUGGACGCUGAAUUUGCCGUGAAGGGCAGCAGCAUUACCCGAGAGUGGAGUGGACAGCUCCAGCCUGCUCUGGUUGCAACAUUUCUCUUCCUUAUCUGCCUGGAAGCCGGCCUGUGGGUGAGGAACUUGAGGCUCAAGAGAAGACUGCCAGGACCCUUUGCCUGGCCCGUGGUGGGCAACGCCAUGCAGUUGGGCCAGAUGCCUCACAUUACCUUCGCCAAACUCGCUGAAAAAUAUGGUAACGUGUACCAAAUAAGGCUAGGCUGCAAUGACAUUGUGGUCCUGAAUGGCGACCGGGCCAUACGUCAAGCUCUGAUACAGCACAGCACGGAGUUUGCCGGGAGACCAAACUUUGUGUCUUUUCAGUACGUGUCAGGAGGAAAAAGCCUGACUUUCACCAGUUACAGCAAAGAGUGGAAGAUUCACAGGAAAAUUGCCCAAUCCACAAUCAGAGCGUUCUCAUCUGCCAACAGCCAAACCAAAAAAGCUUUUGAGUGGCAAAUUGUGGCAGAAGCAAAAGAACUGGUUGAGAUUUUUCUGAAACUAGGUGCUGACGGUGAUUAUUUCAACCCUUCCCAUGAGCUGACAGUAGCUGCAGCUAACGUGAUUUGUGCCUUGUGCUUCGGAAAACGUUACGGACACGAUGACGCUGAGUUCAGAGCCUUGUUACAGAGGGUAAACGAUUUUGGGCAGACAGUUGGAGCUGGCAGCUUGGUGGAUGUGAUGCCAUGGCUUCAGUCUUUCCCAAAUCCUGUCCGUAGUGUCUUCAAGAACUUUAAACACCUUAACAAGGAGUUUUUCAGUUUUGUUCAGAGCAAGGUCGAAGAGCACAGAAAGACCUUCAAUCCUGAGGUAACGCGGGACAUGAGUGACGCCAUCAUCGGGGUCAUUGACGAGACCAAGAACGACAAGGGACUCAGCGAGGAUUACACUGAGGGGACGGUGGCAGACCUCAUUGGGGCAGGUCUAGAUACUGUUUCCACCGCUCUUGACUGGAUACUACUUCUCCUGGUGAAACACCCUGAAAUCCAAACGAGACUCCAGCAGUUGGUGGACGAGGUGGUGGGGCCAAACAGGCUUCCCUCUGUGGAAGACAGAGGUCGCCUGGCCCCUCUAGAUGCCUUCAUCUAUGAAACAAUGCGAUUCAGCAGUUUUGUGCCCAUCACCAUCCCCCAUUCCACAACCUCGGACGUCACGAUUGAGGGUCUUUGCAUUCCAAAAGACACGGUGGUCUUCAUCAAUCAGUGGUCCAUCAAUCACGACCCCCUGAAGUGGAAGGACCCGCAGCUCUUUGACCCUUCACGGUUCCUAGACGAAAAUGGCGCUCUCGACAAGGACCUCACCAAUAACGUUAUGAUCUUCUCGGCGGGGAAGAGACGUUGCAUUGGUGACCAGAUUGCCAAGGUGGAGAUCUUCUUGUUCUUUGCAAUCCUCCUUCAGCAAUGUCACUUUGAGAAAUGUCCCCAUAAGGACCUGUCGCUAGACUGCGCCUACGGUUUAACACUGAGGCCUUUGGAUUUUAAGAUCACCGCUAAACCCAGGCAAGAGAAACUUUGAAAAGAAGAUUGUAAAAUACAUUCAGUCGAUAUAAGCUCACAUCUAAGAUAAACUAAGAUUCAUCGCAGAGUGUUUGGAUGCAAUAAGCUUUAAUUUCUUUACAAGAUGUUAUGGUCACAAUUCACAUGGAUAAAUGUAAUUUUGGUAUUAGUAUAGUUUAUAGUUAUAGUAUAGUGUUAUAGUUUAUCUGAUUUCACCGUCUAAUGCUCUGUAAAUGGACACAUGAUGUAACCCUGGGUGGAAUUGAUAUUGUCUAUAUUUUGUUUAUAAAACCUAAUCCUGCCCAGCACAGCUUUAUCCAUUUUAUUAGGAACACCUAUAAUUAAAAUGCAAUACAUACAACAACUCCGUUUUAUUAUCAUUCAGUCAGAUUUAAUUUGUAUAGCACUUUUCAUACAUGGAUUGCAACUCAAAGCACUUGCUUAGAAUUAUUGCACUUGUAGUUUUGUCAUAUUGAAAUUCUUAAUAUUCACCCACUUAAUCUAGUAAAUUAGGUUACCAAAAUACUAAGCACGCAUCUGAGUAUCAUUCACAAUGUGUCUCCCACAAUGUUAGCUGAAGUUGCAAAGUGUUAUGUUAAUAAAGAUAAUACAGUGUGUAGGUGUACCUAGGUUUGUGACCAGUAUAGCUAAACUACUUUGUUUUAUUUGUACAUUGUGUAAAAUACAUUAAUGAAUCAUCACAUUUCCUUGGAAAAAAAAGAGCUGAAUAUGCUUAAUAUCAACAGAAAAUUCUUAUAAUAAACCUGACAAAUAUGUACUUUGGAGUGUGACUAAAUCACCACGUGUAAAAUAAAAUAAACAUCUUUCUUGACUUACA
Messenger RNA from Syngnathoides biaculeatus (alligator pipefish), 2629 nucleotides. RefSeq names its product cytochrome P450 1B1-like. Gene Ontology annotation, biological process: hormone biosynthetic process; progesterone metabolic process. NCBI's taxonomy places the organism in Eukaryota, Metazoa, Chordata, Actinopteri, Syngnathiformes, Syngnathidae. The coding region runs from base 131 to 1810 and encodes 559 amino acids. The transcript has a single exon. The record is from RefSeq and is a predicted model, not a curated record. Gene Ontology annotation, molecular function: iron ion binding; heme binding; steroid 17-alpha-monooxygenase activity.